This is a messenger RNA of Heteronotia binoei (common prickly gecko), 5493 nucleotides long. It is a transcript of the gene SH3KBP1, whose product is annotated as SH3 domain containing kinase binding protein 1. Gene Ontology annotation, molecular function: protein binding. Lineage: Eukaryota; Metazoa; Chordata; Lepidosauria; Squamata; Gekkonidae. The record is from RefSeq and is a predicted model, not a curated record. The transcript has 19 exons. The coding region runs from base 641 to 2698 and encodes 685 amino acids.
GAGGUCACCGUUGCGCGCUCUCGCGACACUUCCCUCUUUGCGAGCAGUUCAAUUGGGCAGCGGCGGAGAGCGAGUCGAGGUGGCUCUGCUGAAGCGGUGGCUGCUGCUGCUACUGCCACCACCACCACUACUACCUUGGUGCGCGAAGCGUCCCGAGGAGGGGCGACUCCCAUUCUCUCGGCCAGCCAUUCCUUUGCAGAGAACGCUCCCGCCUCCCUCUUGCAUGCGUUCCCGCCCGGACUCUCCGGUAGCUCGCUGCAAGGGGACCCAGGUGCAAGCCGCAGAAAUCCGCUUCCUCUUUUUCUCUCCCAGCCUUCAUAUUUGCUGCUGGCGUGUCGCUGUCACUCUCCCCCCCCCCCCCUUUAUAUGAAAAAGAACGUUGCCUUGUUUUGGUUUUUGCUUGCAAGAGGCGGGGGGCUAAAUGCAGGAAAUACAAUGCAGGCUUGCUGCUGUUGCAAUGGGAACUGACUAGCUGAGAGGAAGCGGUGACGGCGAGGCUGCUGCUGUGAUUACGAGCCGAAGGGAAGCUUCCCGGAAUCGACGCGGCUCUGUAGUCUCUCUUUGCCCCUCUUUCUGCUCCCCAAAUCUGCCGCCGCCUCAAACUUUCAGCCUGCCUUGGCGGAGCCCCAGGUCGACAUAAAUGGUGGAGGCGAUAGUGGAGUUUGACUACAAGGCUCAGCAUGAUGACGAGCUGACAAUCACAGUUGGUGACAUAAUCACCAAUAUCAGAAAAGAGGAUGGAGGUUGGUGGGAAGGACAGCUCAAAGGCAGAAGAGGUUUGUUCCCUGACAACUUUGUAAGAGAAAUAAAAAAAGAUGUGAAAAAAGAAAGUCUUGCCAGCAAAGCAUCAGAAAAGUCCAUAAAUGAAGUUUCCAAUGGAAGCCCUUUACUGUUGUCUGAGACAAUUAUUAGAACCUCCAAAAAAGGGGAUCGAAAUAGACGGAGAAGAUGUCAGGUGGCUUUCAGUUACAUGCCUCAGAAUGAAGAUGAGCUGGAGUUAAAAGUUGGAGACAUCAUUGAGGUGGUAGGAGAAGUGGAAGAAGGCUGGUGGGAAGGAGUUCUCAAUGGAAAGACUGGCAUGUUUCCUUCCAACUUCAUAAAGGAACUCUCAGAAUCUGAUAAUGCUGGAACGGUGCAAGAGGAGCAAUUAGUAAAACCAAGAAAAACUGCCUUUGAAGGUACAAUUCUGUAUAAAGUGGCAACAACCAAGAUUGACAGCUACAGACGCUAUAACAGCUUAAGAGAUGCUGCAGGCUCUGAAAGUGAUGGUUGUGACUCAAGCAGCACAAAAUCAGAAGGCGCCAAUGGGGCAGCAACAAUCCAACCCAAAAAGGUCAAGGGGAUUGGUUUUGGUGACAUCUUCAAGGACAAACCUAUAAAAUUACGACCAAGAUCAAUUGAAGUAGACAGUGACUUCCUGCCUGUUGAAAAGACAGCUGGAAAAAGAAUAGCUACAGCUACAAUUCAGGAGCCGACAAAAAUAGAAUCGGACAGCAGAACAAAGAUAAAGGAGUAUUGCAAAGUAAUAUUUCCAUAUGAAGCACAGAAUGAAGAUGAACUGACAAUCAAAGAAGGUGAUAUUGUGACACUUGUCAAUAAGGAUUGCAUUGAUGCUGGCUGGUGGGAAGGAGAGCUCAGUGGCAAACGAGGAGUCUUUCCAGAUAACUUUGUUAAGCUUCUUCAUUCUGAUUUUGAAAAAGAGCGACCUAAGAAACCACCACCUCCAUCGGCUCCUGGCAUCAAACAAGGAUUAGCUAUCACAGAUAGAAAGCAUGAAAUCAAAAAGGUACCUCCUGAGAGACCAGAUUGUCUUCCUCAUCGAACAGAAGAAAAAGAAAGACCAGAGAGAGAUCAAAAACUGUUAGACUUACAGAAGCCUUCUGUUCCUGCAAUACCACCGAAGAAACCUCGACCACCGAAAACAAACUCUUUGAACAGGCCUGGUACAUUGCCUCCAAGGAGACCAGAAAGACCAAUUGUGCCUAUGACCCAUACAAGGAGUGAUAUUCCAAAAGUAGAUAUAGUGAGUUGUUCACUAUCCAGCACCUUAGAGAAAGACGCCACAGAAAGAAGCAAUGACAUUGAUCUGGAAGGGUUUGAUUCUGUAGUACCUGUUGCCGAGAAGCUCAGCCACCCAACAACUACCAGACCAAAAGCUACUGGCAGAAGACCACCAUCUCAGUCAUUUACAUCUUCUUCACUUUCAAGUCCUGACUUUUUUGAUUCACCAAGUCCUGAAGAUGAGAAAGAAGAACACAUCUCCCUUCCACCCAGAGUAGUUGAACCACUGAAGAAAGCAAAGACUGUUACAAUAUCACUAGUAUCUGAUAACAAAACUUCACUGCCCACCAAGCCAGGAAGCUUGAUAAGUGGCAGCAAUGUUUCAUCUUCACUAUCAUCUUCAUCUUCAUCAGCAUUUCACUCAGUUUCAGUAGGAACAGCAAGUCAUCGAUCAAAUUCCCCAUCUUUGUUCAGUACCGAAGGAAAGCCAAAGACUGAUCCGACCAGCCAAGGUGAAGCGGCUUUGGAAGAGCUGAGAACACAAGUCAAGGAGCUACGAACUAUCAUUGAAACAAUGAAAGAUCAGCAGAAAAAAGAAAUUAAACAGUUGCUGUCUGAAUUAGAUGAAGAAAAGAAGAUCCGGCUAAGAUUACAGAUUGAGGUUAAUGAUAUAAAGAAAGCUCUUCAAUCAAAGUGAAUACCUGAUUGGUGGAAUGUUGUAUUAUCCUGACACAGACUUGGAUUUAUGCCCCAGAUAAAAUAACUUUGUGCCAAAUGAUUUAUUAUCUGCCUCUACACAUCCCUUUGUUUGAACAACUAGCACAAGAGUUUUGAUAGCACAACACAAGUUCCAGUGAAGAGGGGAAAUGUCCAUAAGAUACAGCUGGUUGGUUGUGGCACUGGGUUUUGAUUGAAAUUGUUCUUACUGUGCUAAAAUCUUCUCUACUUUAAGUUCACAAACAAACUGAAAACUCAGGCAGUUUAGUUCAUAGUGGUACUAUUUUAAUGAUAUUUUCCUUAAGUAAUAUGUACUUCAGGUUUAUCAGUUUACAAGUUUUAUGAUUUUGACUUUUUAAAUUGUCUUUUGUCACAAAUUCUUAAAAUGUUUGUACUGCAUAUAUCUAGAAAUGAAUGUUGACAUUGGGGUGAGGUGGCAUUUUGUUUGUUUUCUGCGUGCUCUUCUUUGCUUUACAUAUGGCAGCCUAAUUUUGUGUUAUUUUAAAUACUAUUACAUAUGCAAUCUUAUGUCCAAAAAUGAUCUACAAAUUGAAUCUUAAGUUUGUGUACAAAAUAGUGUAUUUAAAAAAAAGUGAAAAAAUUGAAGAGAUAUCUGGUCUUAACAAUGAUUUGUGCCUUCUUUUGCCAAACACUGACUGAAGCUGGUUGUAGGCCAGAUCGUAGUAAUGUAGCUAUCACAAUGAGGCCUGACAGUCCACUAGAGGUCACUCUUUCUAUAUAUUAGUUGUUUGUUUAAUACAGAGAGAGAAAUGCUCUUUGUUUAGGUGGUGUAAUGGCUACAUUGGGUUGAAGGAGCUUUAUUUCAACAGCUAUAGCUUUUUUAUUCAACUGAUUCACCUCUGCUUGAUUUCAUUCAAACACCUAAGCACCUGCUUUCAUCUUCAGCUUUGCACAUCCUGGGUGAAUGAAAUAUGGAUAAUCUAAGAGUAAAAAUUAAUAAAAUAUAAAUCAACAAGAGAAAGUUGUAUUAUUUCAGGCACAGAAUUUUGUGCAAUAUUAACUUGCUGUUUAAUGUUAAUAGCCACAUUCUACGGUGAGCUUGCUGAUGAUUGGAACUGGGUGGUUUUAUUCUAAUAGCAUCCUUGCAGCUGGUCUUUCUUUUCUUUAGAAUUACAUUAAAUAAAUGUUUACUUUUGGUAUUUGUAGGUAGAAAAGUUUUCAUAUUUUUAUGGUAACAGAAUGUGUGUAUGAGAGAGAGAGAUUGUGUAUGUGUGUGUGUAUAAAUAAUACGAAAGCAGUUGUGACAAAAACUGUAGUUGGGUUUCCUAUUUUCAUAAUAGAUUUCAUUAAACCUCCUAGGCCAGUAUCUGUGAUGCUGAACCAUGCAUUUUCUGCUGUGGAAUGUUGACAAUACAGUGGUGUUUUUGCACAGCUCCACGGUCUGAGCUAUUACGUUUACAUUAAAUAUCACGCAGUGAAUCUGUUUAUCAUGCCAAGAGUGGCUGGUUACCAUCUCUCUACAAAUUUGAGAAUUGAAGGUUAUUUCCUUUAGUUUCAUUUCCAGUUGAAAUGAACUGCAACUUGAUAACAGUAAGAUAAUUUAUAAAUAUCUGCAUAAAAGAUAAAACAUCAAGUACUUGAAAUUUAGUUUUCAGUCAGAGUGUAUAUUUCUCACUUGUUAAUGUGAAGCUCUACUUAAAUAUUUGUCACUGUGAUACCUCUACGAUUUUAAAUCAACUUCACUUUUGAGCAUGAAAGGUACUUCAUUAAACUGAAUCUUUGCAACAUCCAUGUGAGAUAGAUAAAUCAGUAUUAUUUUUAUCUUAGAAAAAAAAUCUUAAAUGCCCAAUACUAAACCUUGCAAGUACUUAAAACAGUGUUACCAUAUAUGAUUAUCUUGUUUUGCAAUAACAGUAGAAGAUAUCGCAGAGGUAAUAUGAUGGCUCAAGCAUUUAGAACUGGAGCCAAAAUGGAGACUUUAGAUGUGCACCUAAGAUGUCAAAGGCCUGUGGGUUUUGGCAUGUGACCUUGGCUGCUGCAAACUGGCAUGCUACUUUGAAUAUAUCACUGAAAAUAAGCAAGCACUUGUAUGAAUGACAGGGAUUGACAUGCAUUCCAAACUGCAGACAUCUUUGUGAAAAGACAAUAUGCAAAGCUGUCAAAAGAGAGAGCAUUUCCAAGCCACUUUCAGAAUACCUUUUGUAUGUUGCUGGGGCAGCAUAGCUCAAGUAACAUCUAUGGAAAGAAACCACACAUCAAGCAGAUGUGUAUGGUUCCUUUCUAUGUCAACAUUGGUCUUUUCUGGGGACACCUUGCAGAUGCAGGAACCAACUCAUCAUCUACUGUGGUUUCUGUAUAUAGACAUGACACAACUACAGUGUAUUAAUUGAGCAUGAAUCUGUGGUUGAAAUAGACUCUGAACCAGUGUUUAUUACUGGAUCUUUCUAAUUCUCUUACAUUUUUCUAGCAAUAAAAGUUUAUAGCUACUAACUUCAGAAUUUGGAGAAUUCAACAAGUGGACAGGUAGUGUGUAUAUACUCGGAACUUGGAGGACAGCAUUGUGGAUGUCUGAUUUCAUUCAAUGGAAAAACUGUGAAUGAGUAUAGUAUGAAUUCUUAGACAAGGCCUUGAAAUGUAAGACACGGUUCUAAAAUGGUAUUUAAAAAAAACUGGUUGGUGUUGAUUGACCAAAAAUCAGGGUCUCUAAACUUUUCCCUCUUGUUAAGACGGUAAAUUGUCAUUUUAUAGAACUUGUAUUGAGGAGUCCAACGUAUUGUGAUUUGUAAUAUAAGAUUAAAUAAGAUUUUGUGGAAA